Cheilinus undulatus (humphead wrasse) is the source of this 1112-nucleotide messenger RNA. Its product is annotated as DDRGK domain-containing protein 1-like. Lineage: Eukaryota; Metazoa; Chordata; Actinopteri; Labriformes; Labridae. The transcript is spliced from 8 exons. The coding region runs from base 123 to 956 and encodes 277 amino acids. The record is from RefSeq and is a predicted model, not a curated record.
AGAAUGAACUGUAGCCAUCAGUAGAAGAAGAAGCAGUCAGGCCUCCCGUUGGUUGCUUGAGCUUACGCUGACGUGUACAUCGUUUUCUCUCAUUAACUUAGAGUAACAUUUUCAGGUUAAACAUGGAUAUCGUGUUGUACGUGAUAGCUGCUGCUGUUCUCAUCGUCCUCAUCGUGUUCGCGGUGAAGAUUCGUGGGAAAACACAGGAAGCUGAUGUUGAGCACCAGAGGGAGGUUAUCCGGGCGGCGGGGCCUCCUCGGCGGGCAGCAGAAGACAGAGGAGCCGGGAUGCCCCGUAGAAGGAGGAACCUUGCUGCUGCGGUAGAGAACAGGGAGCCUGUUGACGGGAUGGAAGAUGUGGAGCAGCUGAAGAAAGCGGGAGCAAAGAAGCAGAAGAAGCUGGAGGAGAAACAAGCCAAGAAAGCCCAGAGAGAGGCGGAAAUGGAGGAGAGGGAGGAGAGGAGGAGGAUGCAGGAGCUCAGAGAGCAGGAGAGGCAGCAGGAGGAGGAGAAAGAACGACUGCUGGAGCAGAAACAGGAGGAGGAGGAGCGUCGGGCUAAAGAGGAGCAGGAGAGACGUGAAGAGGAGGAGUAUCUCAAACUGAAGGCUUCAUUCAUCAUCGAGGAGCAGGGAGAGGAGGAGCAGCUCUCAGAGGACCAGUCCCGUAACAUGCUGCAGGAGUUCAUCCAGUACAUUGAGAACUCUAAGGUGGUUCUCCUCGAGGAUCUGGCGUCUCAUUUUGGGAUGAGGACUCAGGACGCCAUUAGCAGGCUGCAGGAGCUGUUAGCUGAAGGAUCGCUCACAGGAGUGAUUGACGACAGAGGAAAGUUUAUCUCCAUCACCCCAGAAGAGCUGGACUCAGUGGCUCGCUUCAUCAAGCAGAGAGGACGAGUGUCCAUCACUGAGCUCGCUCAGGCCAGCAACUCUCUGAUCAACCUGCAACAAAUUAAAGUUUAGGGGCUCUUACCACAGCUGCUUUGAGGGGAGGAGGAUGACCAACCAAUGAGGUGACAGCUGUUUUCAAGCUGACACUCAAAAGUGAAACAUUUUGAUUUAAUCUGAUGCAGUUUUGCUUCGUACACUUUCAUCUUCAUAAACUUUAUUUAACAAUCA